Pipistrellus nathusii (Nathusius's pipistrelle) is the source of this 741-nucleotide messenger RNA. NCBI's taxonomy places the organism in Eukaryota, Metazoa, Chordata, Mammalia, Chiroptera, Vespertilionidae. The record is from the annotation of a GenBank genome assembly.
AUGACCAUGGAUAAAAGUGAGCUGGUACAGAAAGCCAAACUCGCCGAACAGGCUGAGCGCUAUGAUGACAUGGCUGCCGCUAUGAAGGCAGUCACGGAGCAGGGGCACGAACUCUCCAAUGAAGAGAGAAAUCUGCUCUCUGUCGCCUAUAAGAAUGUGGUAGGCGCCCGCCGUUCUUCCUGGCGUGUCAUCUCCAGCAUUGAACAGAAAACAGAGAGGAACGAGAAGAAGCAGCAGAUGGGCAAAGAGUACCGGGAGAAGAUAGAGGCAGAACUGCAGGACAUCUGCAACGAUGUUCUGGAGCUGUUGGACAAAUACCUUAUUCCCAAUGCUACACAACCAGAAAGUAAGGUGUUCUACUUGAAAAUGAAAGGAGAUUAUUUUAGAUAUCUUUCUGAGGUGGCUUCUGGAGACAAUAAGCAAACCACUGUGUCGAACUCUCAGCAGGCUUACCAGGAAGCAUUUGAAAUUAGUAAGAAAGAAAUGCAGCCUACACACCCCAUUCGACUUGGCCUGGCACUGAAUUUCUCAGUGUUUUACUACGAGAUCCUGAACUCUCCUGAAAAGGCUUGCAGCCUGGCGAAAACGGCAUUUGAUGAAGCAAUUGCUGAAUUGGAUACACUGAAUGAAGAGUCGUACAAAGACAGCACGCUGAUCAUGCAGUUGCUUAGGGACAAUCUCACUCUGUGGACGUCGGAAAACCAGGGAGAUGAAGGAGAUGCUGGGGAGGGAGAGAACUAA